This is a messenger RNA of Sinocyclocheilus grahami, 970 nucleotides long. RefSeq lists its product as uncharacterized. Gene Ontology annotation, molecular function: transcription corepressor activity. The coding region runs from base 134 to 970 and encodes 278 amino acids. Gene Ontology annotation, biological process: positive regulation of neuron differentiation; negative regulation of Notch signaling pathway. The record is from RefSeq and is a predicted model, not a curated record. Gene Ontology annotation, cellular component: nucleus. The transcript has 8 exons. NCBI's taxonomy places the organism in Eukaryota, Metazoa, Chordata, Actinopteri, Cypriniformes, Cyprinidae.
AGUGUCUUUAACUUUAAUCGAAAUGCCUCGAGCGUGAAAGUCAUCAGGCUGUCACGGAUCUGCGCGUGGCCAUGACCGGCAUGAUAAAGAACAGGACGGUUUUUGGGCGAGGAAAACGGCUAAUGGGCGAAAGAUGAGGAGAAAAACAAUAGCAAAGCGCAUCCUGUACAGUGGAUACGAGGCAUACGAAGAGACACCCGAAGAAACCGGCGCGAGGGCGAACCACGUCCUCAGUCAAGAGCCCGCGAAGAGGAGAAAAUGGAGAGAACCAAAUGGAGAGGACAUCUCAUCUUGCAAUGCUGACUAUGUUAAGUUCAAAACAAAGGCUUUUGAGGUUGACAAGCCCCUUGGAGAUGCAACAAGGGAUGCACAUUUUACUAUGGAGGUGCUCGGAAGCCUCCAAUCACGUUCAAGGGCGGAGCUUGUCGCCAUGGUGGUGAGUAUGCAGAGGGAGAUGGACGGCCUCCGAGAACAAAUCAGAAGCCUUACAGCUUGUGGGAAGUUGGCUCAGACACUUGAAGAGCUGAUUGAGAAGAGUGAUAGAUGGCUGUGCGGCAGCCAUGAAGCUGCAACUCCCAGCAUUCCAAGGGAGCUUGAGAGAAGCAGGCCACCCAGUCACAUUUCUCCUCCAAGGGUGCUUAGUGGAAGAGCAGCUGAAUGUGCAAGUUCAGAGCAGCAGGGGUGUGGUCAGUAUGAGGUCACACAAACAAUGCCUCAAAGGAAUGGAACGCUUCCCGAACAAAAAGUUAUCACUGCUGAUCUCCUGGAGCGCUGCAACACAGGGACCACCGCUCGACAUCAGAACGAAAUGGGAGAAGCCACCCAGAAAGCGUUGACCCCUGACCUUGUCCUGCCCAGGCUCUGGAGCCACGGGGAGAAAAGCUCAAGGACAGGGAGAGAGGAGACCGAGCCCUCCGGGCCUGUUCUGGACUCCACUGUCAGCUCCAGUGAACAGCUGUUGCCCAGGUAA